Molecule: messenger RNA, 2510 nt
Organism: Drosophila elegans
Lineage: Eukaryota; Metazoa; Arthropoda; Insecta; Diptera; Drosophilidae
Product: RNA-binding protein asd-2
Exons: 8
Coding region: 716-2254 (512 amino acids)
Biological process (GO): regulation of alternative mRNA splicing, via spliceosome
Cellular component (GO): nucleus
Molecular function (GO): mRNA binding
Source: RefSeq, a predicted model, not a curated record
CUCUUAACGGAACGGUUCACCAACUCCGGAAUGCGGUUCCCUCCGAGAUCGUAGUGCUAGAGUGAUAGAGUGCUAGAGGACCCACACCAAUCCUACCUGCAGGUGUUUGGCGCCAAGUUGCCCAAGAGAGACAAAUUGUUUAUCUUGUGUCAAGUGCUGCAUGGCCACCCACUUUAGCUCCAGUGAAAGUUUGUUGUCGCCAUCGCCAUCGCCAUCACUAACGCCAUAGCCGUUGCCACUCCGGUGGCGUUUUGUGGCUGCCGUCUGUGGAAAGUGCCUAACCGAAAAGAGUUGGAUCCGUGCGGUUUCGGGGAGCCGAAAUCGGAUGACAUUAUCUCCCAAGAGCCGCGGGUCUGGUUCUACUGGGUCUGGUGGUCGUCGGAGCCGAGUGGAGGUGAAGUGGCAUGCGGCCGGGCGACUCGACUCGGAAUUAAAAGCAGCGGAACAAGGCGUCGCACCUUAGGCAUGCAUCUUUAAUCAGGCCCCAAUGAAUUUCCGCGCGAAAUGUUUACGGCCUAUGAAUAAGCAAUGAAAUAAGCGCUCCCAGGCAUUUGUCAUUUGGCAAAGUGAAAAUUGAAGUGACUGUGAAUAUAGCGACAAAUAGCGACAAAUUGCGACAAAUGUGCUCCAGCACCUCGGAUUAAAGCAAGUCUAGGCAAUCUAGGCAUAAUUUCUUCUUAACUAGUCACCGUCACCGCAACAAAAGCAACAAAGGAUGGAUGCCAAAGCUGGCUUAAGUGCGCUGGAGGAGAGGUCCCUGAAAGGUUCAGAGAAACUUAAAAUGCUGGACAUCACUCGCGACAAGCCGGUCAAGGUGGCCGUCAAAGUGGCGGUUCCUGUGCGGGAUCACCCAAAGUUCAAUUUCGUGGGCAAGCUGCUCGGACCCAAGGGCAACUCGAUGAAGCGCCUGCAGGAGGACACGAUGUGCAAGAUGGCCGUCCUGGGACGCGGCUCGAUGCGGGACCGCCGGAAGGAGGAGGAGCUGAGGGGCAGCGGCGACAGUCGCUACGCCCACCUCUUCGAGGACCUGCACGUGGAGAUCUCGACCUUUGCGGCUCCGGCGGAGGCACACGCCCGGAUCGCCUACGCGCUGGCGGAAGUGCGCCGCUUUCUGGUUCCGGACUACCACGAUGACAUCCGCCAGGAGCAGAUGUGGGAGAUGCAGGCGCUGACGUCCACGCCCGCACUGGGUGCCCACUCGCUGGAGGACUCGCAGAGUCCCACCAUCAAUACCAGCAACCAGGUGGGCGGUGGCGCCACCACCUCCUCCUCCAGCGGGGCCAGUGGGCGUGGCCUGGGCGGCGGACUGGCCGACAUGGACACGUCCAACGAUGACAAAUCGGACGAUGCCAGCGGCAUGGAGUGCCUGUCCGCAGUCGACAAGCUCGACUGCUCGUCCAGCUGCGCCAGCCUGGGAAUCAGCGGAAUCACGACCAUCAGCACGACCAGCUCCGAGCAUCCGCAUCCGCACCAGCACCAGCACCACACCCACCUGCACCCCGCACACGCCCACGGAAACCAGCAGCAGCAGCAGCAGCAGCAGCAGCAACAGCAGCAGGUGCACCACCACCAGCAGCAGCACCACCAUAGCCAUAGUCACAGUCAUAGCCACCAGGCGCACUUCCACCAGCUGCUGCAGCAGGCCCACGGCGGAGCAAGUGCCGCGGCGGCGGCUGCCUGCGGGGAGCAUCUCUCCGGACAGGCGACUCCUACGACGGCGGCAGCACUGCACACCACAGCCAUGGCAGUGGCACUCCAGCAUCAGUUGACAGCCGCAGGAAUCGGUGGACUCCUGAAGCCGGCCACCGGGGUGGGGGCCACCAUGGCCGGCCUGCCCACCACCCAGGCGGGAGUGGGAGUGGGCGUGGGCGUGGGUGCCGCCGCCCUGCAGUUGUCCGGCGACGGGGAGUCAUCCGGAUCGACGCUCACGCUGCUGGAGCCACCGGGCACCGCCCUUCUGCAUCCCGCUCUGCGCAACGUCAAGACCAUCAACAUAGGUGGCGGAUUGGGAAGGAAGCGCCCGCUGUUGGGAGUUCCCCGCUCCGGAAUGAACCCCACCAAGCGGACGGUGAUGAGUCUGCUGGCCAGGGCCAAGAAUUCGCAGGCGCUGCACUCGGUCCGCCAGCCGAUGGUGACGGCCACCAGUUUCGCUGAACCCUUGCAGAUGCUGGCCUCGCCCUUCAUCAUUCCGCACCAGGCGGUGGACCAGCCGAUCCUGGCGCUAUCGAAGGAGGGCCUCGCCCAGGGCGUCUAACCCAGUGACCUGCUCCACUUGCGGCUGCCCAGAUAGACCAAUCUGACCGAAUACCACCUGCCCCGCCUCCCAGCAAGAAUCUCGAGGGGAUUACCCAAUAUUACUAAGCGAUGUUGGCGCAGCUGAUGCGCACUUUCCACGUAGUAAGGCUAUACCGAUCUUUAGGGACUAACUGUGAACUUAUCCGAGCGAAAUCUCGAGCUCGUGCUACACGAUUUUAUUUUUUACAGAGAAUAAACGGAGCGUCUAUUUGCAA